CACCUUUGUUAAUGGAUAGCAACAUGUCUUCCGGAACGAACAGUAGUUUUUCUCGCAUCCUAAGCAGGGAGCAAAAUGGAGUCAUUCAGCCGAUCCUUACAGAUCUUUAUCAAAUCACCAUGGCCUAUGCCUACUGGAAGAGCGGCAAGAAAAACGACAGGGCUGUCUUCGACUUAUACUUUCGUAAAAAUCCAUUUAAAGGAGAGUUCACAGUGUUUGCUGGACUUGAAGAGUGUAUAAAAUUUCUACAGAAGUUUUGUUUCACGGAAAGUGAUAUAAAAUACCUGAGGACAGUCCUACCCAGUAAUAUAGAGUCGGAGUUCUACGAUUAUCUACAGCAGAUAUCCACUAAGGACGUCCAAAUGUACGCCAUUGAUGAGGGGACUGUAGUCUUCCCUAAGGUGCCCCUCCUCACUGUAGAGGGGCCCCUCCCCAUCGUUCAGCUGAUGGAAACUCCUCUCCUGAACCUUGUCAACUAUGCCAGUUUGGUGGCCACCAAUGGCAUGCGUUUCCGUCUUGCAGCUGGUCCUAAGAAGAUCCUUCUGGAGUUUGGGUUGAGGAGAGCCCAGGGACCAGAUGGGGCACUCUCAGCUUCUCGAUACUGUUAUCUAGGAGGAUUUGAUGGCACAAGUAAUGUCCUAGCUGGGAAGCUGUAUGGAAUACCUGUACGUGGGACUCACGCCCAUGCAUUUGUUACAUCUUACACAGAUCUCCUGACCAUCGGUGAUGAGACUCUUAUGAUGAAGGGAACAGAGGAACCAGUCAAGUUUUUGCCGAUUUGUAAAAAGUGGCAAAAAAAACUUACAAGUAUUUUAGGUUUCCUUGACGACCAGGUGAGCGAUGGAGAGUUAGCUGCCUUUAUAUCAUAUGCCUCUGCCUUCCCUGAUGGCUUCCUCGCACUCAUAGACACCUACGACGUUAUCAAGUCUGGACUGCCAAACUUCUGUACUGUGGCCCUGGCACUACAUGAGCUGGGGUAUGAGCCGCGUGGUGUGAGACUGGACAGUGGAGAUCUCUCAUACCUGUCUAAAUUUGUCAGGUCUCGCUUCAAAAAGGUCGCCGACAGUUUGAAUCUACCCUGGUUUGGAAAGCUGACCAUCGUGGCUAGUAAUGACAUCAAUGAGGACACAAUACACUCUCUAAACCAACAGGGACACGAGAUUGACAGUUUUGGGAUAGGAACACACCUGGUCACAUGUCAGAAACAGCCAGCACUUGGUGGUGUCUAUAAGCUGGUUGAGGUGAACCAAAGGCCACGGAUCAAACUCAGUGAGGAUGUAGAGAAAGUCACCAUUCCUGGACGGAAAAUAGCCUAUCGGCUGUAUGGAGCUGACGGCAAUGCUCUCGUUGACCUGAUGUUACGACUAGACGAAGAUCCCCCUACUCUAAACACAAGGAUUCUCUGUCGUCACCCAUUCCAGGAGUCCAAACGAGCGUAUGUUUGUCCGGCCAAAAUGGAGCAACUUCAUAAACUUUAUUGGGACAAUGGCCAGAUGGUACGCUCACUCCCCACUCUGACAGAACUGCGAUCCAAAGCUAUGGAGUCCCUCAACAGCAUGAGACAAGACCACAAAAGGGCACUCAACCCAACACCAUAUAAGGUUUCAGUCAGUGCCAACUUGUACCAAUUUCUACAUGACUUGUGGCUGGAGAAUGCACCUAUAGGAGAAUUGGCUUAGCCGGACGUACUACAGGAUGAAAAACCCAACUAUUUUGACCCUACAGAAUUUAUCAAGUUGAAAUACAGUCAAACUUCUUUAUUUUGAAUUCGGAUAUCUCCAUGACCCUGCCUAACAUCAAUAGAUUUAGUUCCCACAGUAAAAAAUUCUAUAUAAAAUAUUCUCGGUUUCCACGAAUACUCAUGAUAUAUGAAAAUUUUUCAUUUCCCUACUGACUUUGAGAUCAUGAUUCAGCUGUAUUCAAUGUAAGCUGCAAGUGGGAUGAUCUGAAUUUUAAUGAUACCCUGCAACUUAUACGUAAAAUUUAAUAUGGACAAACACAGAAUGCACACAAUGUACAAUUAUACUAUAAGAGAAGUCAAAACAGGAUGUGACAAUUGUCUUACAGAUGUUUGAACUGUUUUCCAAGUUUUUAAUCUUAAUUAUCUGGUAAGUGGUACAUGUAAGCCAUCUAAGGUCAUUUUUCAUUUGGUCUGAUCAAUAUUCAUCAUAGAUAAUUAAUUUCUAGACCGAACAGAAAUUUUUGGGAUAUCAAUGUGUUAAAAGUGACAUCACCAAACAAAAGUGAAACUUUAACAACCGACUUGGAUAGCAAUGUGAUCGAAGUUUUUAUAUUUGAGGGUAUGACAAUAUUUUAGAAACUAAGAAAUAAUUAUUCCUUAGUGUUUUUCCUGCCAAUGUAACUGGGUGCACAAAACGACCCCAUUCCCAAUGCAUUUUAGCUUUACUUAUCCCCCUCCCCCACAUUGCAUUAUAAAAUACAAUUAUUAGAAGGAUCCAAUUUUUAAUCGUUAUUUAAAUUGAAAAAAAUUCCAAAUUAUGUCAUUUGGAUUUUUCUAAAAUACCCAGGAAAAACACAUAAAAAUACCCCAUUAAACUGAAUAUAUUUCAUUUGCAACGGAUGAUUGGAUGAUGACUUAUGCAAAUCUAGGAAUAUAUGACAAACUGGGUUAAGACAUAUUUUCUAUUCCAGUUUGGAAUGAUGCUGGUGUUUAAUCUUUCCAGCAGGAAGCUAAUUUAUGGAUGUGUUAGUGUCUUAUAUAUGUUGAUUGGUUAAAGCUUUGAGCAUUCCUAUGUUUAUUAUAGUUCAUGCAUAUUCAUGCUUUAAUUACAUUAAAUAGAUAUGUAUAGAUGUUUACAGGUGCUUGCAUCUGGUAAUUAAUAACAACCCUAGAGAUAAAAUCCAAGAUCCAUGAUGUAUAAGUAUAUACAUACUGUAGAUAAUUUGGGAUAUAAAUUACCAGACCUCAGUUUCAUCAAUAUUCCUUAACUUAAGAAACAUUCUUACCUUAAAAUUUCCCAUAAGAAAACAUUACAGGAAUUUAUGGAAAAUCCUGUAUUUACCAUUUCCCAUAAGAACAUUACAGAAUUUAAGGAAGGUUCCUUCAGAUUUUUUCCGUAAAUUCUGUAAUGCUUUCCUAUGGAAAAUUUUAAGUUAAGGAAUUUCCUACAUUGUUAAGGAAAAUUAAUUGGGGCCAGAUGCAAGUGCCUGUGCACUGACUGAUGAAUUAUGUUGUUUUUAAUUUUAAAUCAGAUGAUAGCAAAAAAGGAUGUAUCAUACUAUAAACUUGUGAUAUUCUGUAAAAAGUACCAGAAAAAAAAGUGUGGUAAAAAAAACCUAGUUUGUGCAGUUUACCUGGUAAAUGUGUGGAACAAACUGGUCCGGUGUCAGAAAAUAUUCCACCAAUUUUGUCAAAAAAAAACCACAAAAAAAAAAGAAUGAAAAUACUGCCUUGUUGCUGCCAUUAACUUUGUAUAAAGUCUCGUUUUAAAUUUCUAUUUUACAUGCAUAAAUUUGUAAAAAUAUAAAAUACUUGUGAAAUAUUGAAUUUUAUUCCAAAUACCUGUUUUGUAAUCAAUGAUAUUACUAUCAUAAGAGAGUUUUAGAUCUGCUUGAAUGUGACAUUUGUUUUAAGAUACAUAAUAAAAUUACAUUCUUGUAUUAAAAUCUUCACAAAAUCCAAACAAAAUAUAUCAAACAUUCCAGUUUUAAGAUUUAGUUGUUUUUUUAAUUCUAAAUUUAAAUAUUCUUAUUAUUCAUAAACAGAAGAUUUUUUUUAAAUUUAAAAUGACGCUUGUUCAUUAUCCAGAAAAAAAGGUGCCAUAUGCACUUGCGACAUAUAAAUUGAUACUUGUUUAUUAGUAUUAAUACAUGUUUUACAGCCAAACAUUCUUAUAUAUACUGGAACACAAGACUGCAUAGCAGUACUAAUUAUUUUUUAACACUUAAAAAAUGGUUGAAAACAGAUUAUAAUGUAGGAACCCAAUUUUUUUGUUCCUUAUAAUAUUUAUGCUGUAUUUAAUUAGAACAAAUAGCUGGCUAUGUUUUUUUACUUAAUGUGUGUGUUCAAAAUAAAAGUUUUAGUAAAUUUUUUAAGGAAUGAAAAUGUGUUGUGCAAUACUCACCAUUGAUCUUGGUUAACACUGCAUGGUGGCGUUAAAGGAGCUAGUGAUGAAAUUGGCACAUAUGAAAUUAAUUAACUGGAUUGAAUUUGACAUAAAGUUCAAUCUUACAGCUAAAAUUUAAACAUGACCUCUAUUGAUUCUUAUUCCAUAAAAAAUUACAUGCUAUAAUUACCGGGUACAUAUCUGGUGAAAUGUAAUAUUUGCAAAUUUAAGCAAUUGAAAAAGUAAUAUAAUUAAGAAAGCCAUGCAGUAUCACUUUAAAAUGUGCAUUUGAUAUUGAGAAUUGAAUUUCUUAAUGAAAAUUAUAGUUUUUUCUAGAAAGUAUCUACCUCGUGAUGGAAGUUAAGGUUUGUCAAACAGGGACCACCAGGAGAAAUAAUUCAUUCAAUUUGUAUUACGAUAAUAAGUCAAUUUCUGUGACACUGACCAGGCAUGUCAAUUGUGUAUUUUUGGAUUCUCCCUAAUUACCAUAAAGAUAUUUAACUGGAAUACCCUUAAGUUUGUCUGAAGGUGAAGUUCGUAUUUCAUAGAAAAGCAUUGAACAGCAGAACCUAAGAAAACUAAAAAAGUUUUUUUUUUGAACCCAAUACAAUCCUUUCCCAAAGAAUACAGAGGAAUCCGCUUAUUUGCAUUUCUUUUAUUUGCAUAACCAGGUUAUUUGCAUAAAGUUCUCAGGCCCCAAUUUUUCCUUCUUGGUCUUUGUAUUUUAACUCCAUGUAUUUACAUCAACUUUUUUUCUACUGAACUCUGCCCAUUUUUUUCAUAUAAAAAAUCUGCAAAAUACAACUCUAUAUUUUUUGCUACUGAAAAUAAAACAACAUUCAAUUUGAACCAGUCUCAUGAAUCUCUCCCAUGAGUAUGUUGUAUUCAUUUUCAGCAAAUUCCAAACACACGUUGUGUCACUAAAAAAUAAUCCAUGAGCGAGUUGUAAUAAAACCAAUAGUAACAUUUUGAGACCAAUACAUACGUUACUCUGAUCAAUGCUGGGUUCUGAUUCUGAUAAGACAAAGAUUCAGAGAAAUAAAUGCAUUGUUGUGAUUGAUGUAGGGCUCAAAAGAGACAUUAUUUAAAUUUCUGAGAUAAUUAAUGUUCAGGCAAAUACAGAGUUUUAAUUGAUGCAGAAUUCUGACGAGACAUGUGUGUAGCGUCGAACUACUCACUUCGGAUCUUAGCCCGAGGCUACGUGGUCAGCGGAUAACCGACCUAGCUAUCACGUCCCCGGAAAGAGAAAUUUUUUAUAGGAUAACAUUUAGACAAAUACAGUUUUUUGAUCAAUUAAGGUUUCUACUGGUAAUGUUUGAUACUGUGGAAUUCUGACAAGUCCAUAUUCAGAUUCAGUUCUAACUACGAUAACAUUUAGAUAAAUAUAGCAUUUUGAUCAAUGAAGGGUUCUACCAGUAAUGUUCCGUACAGUGACUUUCUGAUGUGAUAGUGUUCAAAUAAAGUUUUUACAAGACAACUUUAAGACAAAUAUAGAGUUUUGACCAAUUGAGGUUCUACCGUAAAUGUUCAGAUAAAGUUUUUACAAGACAACUUUAAGACAAAAAUAGAGUUUGGAUCAAUGAAGGUUCUACCAUAAAUGUUCAGAUAAAGAUUUUACAAGACAAUUUAAGACAAAUAUAGGGUUUUGAUCAAUAAAGGAUCUACCGUAAAUGUUCAGAUAAAGUUUUUACAAGACAACUUUAAGACAAAUAUAGAGUUUUGACCAAUGAAGGUUCUACUGUAAAUGUUCAGAUAAAGUUUUUACAAGACAACUUAUAAAAUAAAUAUAGAGUUUGGGUCAAUGAAGUGUUCUACCAUAAAUAUUCGAUACAGUGGAAUUUUGUCAGGACAUUUUUCAGACCUAGUUUUGACAAGACAAUGUUUAGAUAAAUGUAGCGGUUUGGUCAAUGCAGGAUUCCAACAAGACAGAUUCCAGACAAAUACAAUGUCAUGAAACAAAACAAAAUCCAGGCAAAUAGUGAUUAAAUUGGUGCAGCUUACAGACGAGAGACCACUCCGACGAAUACUGUAACAGUGUUCUGAUUGUAGGAUUAAAUUGGGAGACGGCUUGAUUAUUAGUAAUGUUGCACAAACACUGUACUGCUAGUAAUUCAUAUCCAUCAAAGCUAAAUUACAUCUGUACAGUUGUGCUGAUUAGAAGGUAGAACCUUGUGAAUCAGUAAACAAGAGGCCAAAUGGGCCUGUAUUUCUCACCUAAUUAAUGCAACUUUAAAUUGAAUUGAAUUUUGUGGAUGCUAAGCUGAUUAUGAUUUUAUUUAAAUAUAUACCGGUAUAAGAAGAGUAUUCAAUGUAAGCAAAGUUUGUAGCCCUACAUCUGGGCCGAAUAUCAUUUGCCUAGCUUGCUUCCUUAUUCUGAAAGAAAUAUCAAACACAGUUGAUUCCCGUGACCUUUUAAAAUUGGUAAAGGUCAGUCAUUUGAACAAACUUUUUAUAGCCCAUAAUCCCAGCAUACAUCUGGCCCAAUAUGAGAAGUUAUUUAAAGAUUUUAACAUGUUUGACCCCUGUGACUUUGAAAAUAGGUUAAGAUCAGUCAUUAUUAACAGACUAAUGAUACCCUAGCUUCUCAAUAUGCUACUGGAUCGAGGGUCGCUUGGUUUUUGAGCAGUUUAAACACUAAAGUUGACAGAUGGACGAUGGAUGCCAAACCAUCACCUAAUGAGCUCACUUAGUGAGCUGACUAUGGUUACGUUCAGAUUUUGUUUUUUCUUCACUUUUAGGUCAUAGUAAAUAUUUAGUUUUGACAUAUUUGUGAAUGAGCAAGGUUGUUUAUUGUUGAGUUCGUGAGACAAGAUUGGCAAUACACAUAUUACAUUGUAAUAUAAAUUAUGUCAUCAGGGUAAAAUUAUCAUUCUUCUUGGAUAUUGUACUAGAGUUAACUCUCUUAUAAGGAACUCUUUUGUAACCCAAGUUCUAAAGACCAGGUUGUUUUAAAUUUUCAAUCCUUACCAAUUGACUAUUCCUACCUUAUUUGCUCUGUUGAAUUAAGUAAUGACCUUGUGAUUUUAUAUUACUUCCUUGCAAGCCUUGACUAAAACUUUCAAAUUCUUUAUUAGUAUCAAUCAGAAUUUAAUUAUGCCUGAUAUUGAUAUCGCAUUUCAAAAAUUGACAAACUGUCAAUAUAGAUUACAGGUUUUUGCAGAUGUGCAACUCUUUUUGGAAAGGAGUUACAUUUCAGAGAAACAUGACAUAUACCCUUAAGUUCCCUAAAAAUUAUUUCUUGCAAUACCUGUUUUUUGAUGACUGCAAAUAUUGCAUAAAUAUUGUGUAAUAGCUAUUUUUUUCUAAUUGUUCAGGAAAACAAUGUAUAAUGACAGCCCUAUAUUGUGGGGUACCCCAUUGUCUAGAGUGUUUAUUGUUGUACCAAUCUAUUGUUACUGUUUGACACUGAAAACUGCUGAAAGUGCAAUACCUUGUGCUUAAUUUAAUUAUCACGAUAUAGAAUACAUGUGUAUUGAGUGACUUGUUGUGAUACGUGUACUAGAUGUCAUUUCUCUAGACGAGAUUGUUUUAUGUUCUGGUAAAUUUUGUUUAUAAUGAAUUUCAUGGUAACAGUCUAGAGGAACUGGUUUGCUCUAUCUAAAUUUUAUGAUAUAAGAUAGAAAAAAAAGAAUGUUGAUUAAGCCAAAAUUGGAGAAUUUAUUAUAACUAACUUAAAAAUAAAAUGCUUGUGAUCAACCAUUUUUUCACUGGCUUAAUCAGAGAAGUCUAGUGGUCAGGCGUUCAUUUGUUUACCUAGAACCAAUAAUCUAAAAUCUCUAUUAGAACAGAUCCAUAAAAAAAAAAUCAAUAUUUCAGACAAAAGAAAAGUGUACAUUUAGGUACAAAAAAAGUUUCUUUUAAAAUAAAAAAAAAAAAAAAUAGAAUUCAGAUUUUCUUAAUAUUUUAGCAAAAAUAUGUAUUGUUGUGAAAAGUUCUUCAAAUUAGCUGACUUGAAUUCUUCAUCAUUUCAGUCGACAGUGAAUGAAUUCACCAUUGAAUGCCAUUAUGUAGUAGUAAUCCUCGUUACCAUCUUACUGUUAUAGUGAGUCUUAAAUAGUCAACUGAUCUCAUAAAAUACACAUUACAUAUUAUGUAUUGACACCAACAUUUACAGGGCUGUACCUUAUAACCAAAGAAAUCCCUGAAUUAGAUCACAGACUUAUUCCUUGAGUAAGUGUAAUGUCGGAGAUAUAUAGACAGAAAUCUCCCACAGAAUAUCAAUGUAGAUGUAGUAUGUUACUGUAAGCUUGUUUGUUAGAGCAUCAUUCUGGCGUCUCGUUCCUGGUCCGAUCUGUUGUAAUUUUAACCCUUCCAAGUUUUAUAUUGACCACAUAAAAUUGUAACUGUUUAGAAAAAGGUUUUUAUUUUGGAGAGAAGACUAGCUGGUCCAUGUUUGUUGAUUGUGAUCCAAAUUUUUUGGCAUAUUGGAGCCGAGUGCUAAAACAAACCAAUUUAUCAAAAUUAUUUAAAAAAAAAAAAAAUUGCCUUGAAAAAGAAAAAAGGGCCCUGGGUAUAUAUAUUAACAGCAAACCUGGACAGGUUCGUUGAUUAAUGACCAGACAACAUUCUGCUCGUGUUACUGGUUGGUUUGACCCUUUGUGAUCCCAUAGCUAUAUUACACCAAUAGGAUUUGACCUAUUGGAAUGUCUUGUGUUCUAUAUAUAGACUUCUUGGUGUUGUUAUGAAUAGACAGGUAAGUCUUUGUGAUAUUAUUUUUCUAAAGUUUAAGAAAUCUUUAUUGCAAAAUAAAGCAUUAUAUAUCUAGUAUAUAA
This is a messenger RNA of Pecten maximus, 8839 nucleotides long. Its product is annotated as nicotinate phosphoribosyltransferase-like. Bases 12 to 1679 code for a protein of 555 amino acids. Gene Ontology annotation, biological process: NAD+ biosynthetic process. NCBI's taxonomy places the organism in Eukaryota, Metazoa, Mollusca, Bivalvia, Pectinida, Pectinidae. Gene Ontology annotation, molecular function: nicotinate phosphoribosyltransferase activity. The record is from RefSeq and is a predicted model, not a curated record. The transcript is spliced from 13 exons.